Dreissena polymorpha is the source of this 11723-nucleotide messenger RNA. RefSeq lists its product as uncharacterized. The record is from RefSeq and is a predicted model, not a curated record. Gene Ontology annotation, molecular function: calcium ion binding. NCBI's taxonomy places the organism in Eukaryota, Metazoa, Mollusca, Bivalvia, Myida, Dreissenidae. The transcript is spliced from 46 exons. The coding region runs from base 1 to 9294 and encodes 3097 amino acids.
AUGUGUCUCUCACAACAGCGGCCGAUACAACAACCGCGGCUGAUACAUCAACUUCGGCAGAAAAAAACAACUGCAGCUGCUACAACAACUGCGGCCGAUACAACAACCGCGGCUGAUACAUCAACUUCGGCAGAAAUAACAACUGCGGCUGCUAAAACAACUGCGGCCGAUACAACAACCGCGGCUGCUACAACAACUUCGGCAGAAACAACAAGUGCGGCUGCUACAACAACUGCGGCCGAAACAACAACCGCGGCUGAUACAACAACUUCGGCAGUAAUAACAACUGCGGCUGCUACAACAACUGCGGCCGAUACAACAACCGCGGCUGCUAUAACAUCUUCGGCAGAAACAACAAGUGCGGCUGCUACAACAACUGCGGCCGAAACAACAACCGCCGCUGCUACAGCAACUACGGCCGAAAUAACACUUGCGGCUGCUACAACAACUGCGGCCGAUACAACAACCACGGCUGCUACAACUACGGCCGAAAUAACAACUGCGGCUGCUACAACAACAGCGGCCGAUACAACAACCGCGGCUGAUACAACAACUUCGGCAGAAAUAACAACUGCAGCUGCUACAACAACUGCGGCCGAUACAACAACCGCGGCUGCUAUAACAUCUUCGGCAGAAACAACAAUUGCGGCUGCUACAACAACUGCGGCCGAAAAAACAACCGCCGCUGCUACAGCAACUACGGCCGAAAUAACACUUGCGGCUGCUACAACAACUGCGGCCGAUACAACAACCACGGCUGCUACAACUACGGCCGAAAUAACAACUGCGGCUGCUACAACAACAGCGGCCGAUACAACAACCGCGGCUGAUACAACAACUUCGACAGAAAUAACAACUGCAGCUGCUACAACAACUGCGGCCGAUACAACAACCGCGGCUGAUACAUCAACUUCGGCAGAAAUAACAACUGCGGCUGCUACAACAACUGCGACCGAAACAACAACCGCGGCUGCUACAACAGCUUUGGCAGAAACAACAACUGCGGUAGGAACAACAACCGCGGCUGCUACAACAACUUCGGAAGAAACAACAACUGCGGUUGAAACAACAACUGCGGUAGAAACAACAACUGCGGCUGCUACAACAACUGCGGCUGAAACAACAACCGCGGCGGCUACAACAACUUUGGCAGAAACAACAACUUCGGUAGAAACAAUUACUACGGUCGAAACAACAACUACGGCUUCUACAACAACUGCGGCUGAAACAACAACCGCGGCUGCUUCAACAACUUCGACAGAAACAACAACUGCGGCUGCUACAACAACUGUCGCCGAAACAACAACCACGGUAGAAACACAAACUACGGCCGAUAGAACAACCGCGGCUGCUUCAACAACUUCGGCAGAAACAACAACUGCGGCCGAAACAACAACCGCGGCAAAAACAACAACCGCGGCUGCUUCAACAACUUCUGCCGAAACAACAACUGCGGUUGAAACAACAACUACGGCCGAAACAACAACUACGACUGCUACAACAACUGCGACUGAAACAACAACUUCGGCAGAAACAACAACCGCGGUAGAAACAACAACUACGGCCGAAACAACAACUACGGCCGAAACAACUAUUACGGCUGCUUUCACAACUGCGGCCAAAACAACGCCCGCGGCUGCUACAACAACUGCGGCAGAAAUAACAACUGCGGUAGAAACAACAACUACGGCCGAUACAACAACUUCGGCUGCUACAACAACUGCGGCAGAAAUAACAACUGCGGUAGAAUCAACAAGUACGGCCGAAACAACAACCGCGGCUGCUACAACAACUUCGGCAGAAACAACAACCGCAGCCGAAACAACUUCUGCGGCUGCUACAACAACUUCGGCAGAAACAACAACUGCGGCUGCUACAACAACUUCGGCUGAAACAACAACCGCUGCUGCUACAACAACUUCGGCAGAAACAACAAUUUCGGUCGAAACAAUUAAAACGGCCGAAACAUCAACUGCGGUUGCUACAACAACUGCCGCUGAAACAACAUCUUCGGCAGCUUCAACAACCACGGCAUCCACUUCAACACAGGCUCCUACUACAACUCAGCCGUCUACUACAACACAGACACCUACUUCAUCUCUGGAAUCUACUUCAACACAGGCUCCUACUACAACUCAGUUGUCUACUACAACACAACAACCUACUACGACAUCAUCUCCCGAGCUUCCAUCGCGUGGCUUCUUCUUGGAGUAUGGCACAACAGCCGGGGACCAGGCCUCCCUCGUCUCUGACGAUACGUGUACCGUUCUCAUCAAUCUUAGAUACCGGGUACCAUUCCGCGGUACGGGGUACAGACAAAUAUACAUUUGUCCGAAUGGCCUUAUUUGCUUCAAGCAACCAUUUUCGGGUUAUUCCCCACCAAGCAAUAGUCGCGGUUACAGCGUAGACUUCAAGGGUGCCGUUUGCAUAGCGCCUUAUUUUGCAGAUCUAGUGGUGUAUGAAAAUCAGUUGUUUUACCAGUCUUAUGACCUCGCAACUGUUAGUAAUGCUAAUGUGAGCGCUAAGGUGAAGGAAUUGGUUAACGAAAGCUAUGGCGAGGCAAACUUCGAGCCCAUCUAUGUGCUGAAGGCCACGUGGAAUGCGGCAGCAAAAAAAGGAGGAAAUGGUAACGUUACGUUCCAAGUCGUAUUUACAACGGACGGGACUUAUUCGUACUCGUUCAACUCAUACCUUUAUGGCAAAAUGCUUGAUACGUUUGGCUCACCAUUUAUUGGUUACAUCGCUGAUGGUGACUACGAGGGCCUUGACAACACAGCCGACGGCAGCUACUUGCGAAGAGCUGAUCAAAAUUUUAAAUUUCAUAAACAAUACAAAGGUGCCGUCAGUUUUGAUUACACAAUUAAGACGAAUAUUCAAGAAAACUACGAACUAGCGUGCAUAGUCUGGAACAAGAAAGAGAAAUCCAAGGCAACCCUGUAUGAGACCAUUGCAUGGCAAAUGCCUGUUUGUCCUUGCUGUUUGGAUUGGUUGCAAUGGGACCGGAGCUUCAGUUUGUGGGACUUCACUUGGCACUCUACAAACGUCAUCCACGUUCCUAUGGAACCUACACGUCGUUCACGGCCAUAUGGAAAGUCAUGUGCCUAUGAUAACUCCACCUUAUCUUUCAUCGGAUUUGGGCAAGAAGCCGGGACCUUUGCUUCUGUCAAUCAGUUGGUCAAUCUCCGUAGCCAUCAUUUAGAGGACCUACACUACAGGGAUGUGUGUUGUGAGAAGACAGACCUCUGUGACCUGUACUGGGAAGUCAGGCCUCUCGUUUCGCAAUGUUAUUCGUCGUUCCCGUUCUCGCUGCGAGCCCGAGGAGUCGGUGAUCCUCACUUCAACACGUUAGAUGGCGCAAACUUCACCUUCAACGGCCAUGGCGAAUACGUGAUGCUGAAAGUAAGUGAACAAGAUGUAUCCCUCCAGAUCCAGUGCCGAACACAGAGAGCGAAGAAAGCCACAGGGGAUCUCUCUGACGCUACCGUGUUCUCCGGCUUUGCGAUACAGGGCGAUGGGGUCUGGAUGCAAGUGGAGCUGAACGAGGCAGGGAACAGGACACAGCUAUUCGUGGGCUUGAAUAAAACCUCGUGGGCGGACUACACGAAUGACUACUACAACCCUGAAACUAUGGUCAUCAAAUCGGUCACCGGACUGACCGUAUCAAGGAACAUGUCUGAAAAAACGAUUUCGGCUUUCUUCAGUGAUUCAGGAGUCACAUUCAAUGUCACAGAAGGAAACGGGCUUCUUCAGAUGGCGAUCGCGAUGCCAAACACUUUGAAAAACAAGAAGACCGUUGGGUUGCUGGGUAACUACAAUGACAAUGAUAAAGAUGACUUCAUACCACGUGGUGCCAACACUUCCCUAUCAAGUCCUUCUGAACGACAGAUUUUCGAAAAAUUUGGCAGUUCAUGGAUUACUACCGCACAAGAGUCCAUUUUCAAGUAUGGAGACGGCUUCACCCACGCCAAUUUCAUACAAGCGAACUUUACUCCGAAAUUCCUGGAAGAAGCCAACGCUACAUUACGAGCGGAAGCAGAGAAGAAGUGCAGUGGAAACCUUCAGUGUGUAUUUGAUUUAGUCUUCACCGGCAAUGAGCAACUUGCAAAGGAGACCGGAAGUACUGAAGAAAAGGCGGUACUAACAAAUGAGGCAGCAAGCAAUCGAAUUCCGAAUGUAACUGUGGUGGCAGGAGUAAAGGUGGUGGGCAACAAGAACAUUUUGACACUUAACGUCAACGAAUCAAGAUCAAUCACAGUCAAAGGAGAAGACGAUGGAAGCAUAUUAAACUACAAAGUGCUCGGCACCUCCGGUGCUACGCUUGGCAUGGAACAAGCGGACAAGUCUAUAAACGUCACGUUAAAAUUGACAGACACUAAUCCGAAGGAUUUAAGUGUCACUGUCACUGACAGCAAGAAUGCGAGCGCUCCCAUUCUGGACAUCGUCCUCGUGGUGUGUUCUCUGUGUAGCGGUCAAGGCACGUGCAACACGAGCGUGUUGAGAGAGGUCCAUGGCAAUCCUAACUACAAAUUAGCAACAUGCCAAUGCGAGCCGUACUGGGCAGGUGAUGAUUGUCAAAUAGAUUUUGACGCAUGUGCAGAAAAUCCUUGCUCAGUCGGACGUAACUGCACGGACACAAAAGCGGACGCACACAAAGCAAAUACAUCAAUACCGACUUACACCUGCACUCCAUGCCCAGCGGGAUUUGAAGACAACAAUUCUAAGUGCGAGGAUAUCAACGAAUGUAAGAACCUGCCUUGUGGUCUUAAUUCUAAUUGUGUCAAUACUGAAGGGAGUUUCACGUGUGUUUGCAAUGCUGGAUACCGUUUGUCUACAAACAAUAAAACCGUAUGUAACGAUAUCAACGAGUGUGAAGAGUCAACUAGCGGUUGUGACCAAGUCUGCAACAACACCCAGGGCAACUCGACAUGCUCCUGCUUUCCCGGCUACACCUACAACUCAACGUCAAAACAAUGCAAGCAAGAUACGCUACCGCCAAACAGCGUUUGCCUAGGACAAUGUAACAGUACAGACGGAUGUUUUGUGGAUAACAGCUUACCCAAAUGUUUCUGUAAAGCUGGAUACCAGCUAAACGUUAACAACAACGGUUGCGAAGAUAUCAAUGAGUGCAAUUCAACUAAACCAUGUUCGCAACAAUGCAGCAACACUGUUGGAGGUUACCAGUGCAGUUGUUACGAUGGAUACGAAAUUAAAAGUGACCAAAUCACUUGCGAAGUUUGCCAAUUCCCGAAAUACGGAGCUCAGUGCUCCAGAAUCUGUCAGUGCGGGGCGGGUUCCGAUCGCUGCGACCCUGUACGCGGAUGCGUCUGUAAGUCUGGCUGGACGGGAAUCAACUGUGACAUCGACAUAAACGAGUGCAACACGCCAAAUAAAUGCAAUGACACCAACAGAGUUUGCACGAAUACGAUUAGUUCAUUUGCGUGCAAUUGUCGAGCGGGGUUUAAUGAAGCAAGUAAUAAUAGCACGUGCGUUGAUAUCGACGAAUGCGAGCAGAGAGAUUUGAACACAUGUAGUCAGAAAUGUAACAACACUAUCGGUGGAUUCACUUGUUCCUGUGGGGAAGGAUACAUAGUUAACCAAGACGACACGACACAGUGCUUAGAUUUCGACGAGUGCCAAGCUGGGGUAUCAGGUUGUCAACAUAUUUGCUCGAACAGCGUAGGACGCUUCAGCUGUGAAUGUUACUUUGGUUUUGAACUACAGGCAGACCGCAAGAAAUGUGUUUUAGCGAAUGACGUGUGCAAGAAAGAGUUCCCAGACAACGGCUGCUCGGAUAUUUGUAGAGCGGACCUGCAAAACAAGACCUACAAGUGCAUAUGUAACACCGGUUACAAGCUUGGUGCUGACAACAAAACGUGCAUAGAUAUAAACGAGUGUGAAGAUAACACGUUGAAUGCAUGCAGUCAAACGUGUACAAAUACACUUGGGGAUUACAUUUGCGCGUGCAAUACGGGCUUCAAACUAGCAAACGACCGUCGCUCUUGUGAAGUAUGUGAUUCUUUCCACUAUGGUGUCAACUGCUCUACCGCGUGUGACUGCGGUGUGGGAGCAGAAAGGUGUGACAGCGUGACAGGAUGCGUAUGCAAGCAGGGAUGGAGUGGCGCAAAAUGCACCAUCGAUCAAGAUGAGUGCGCGGAUGUUAACAGAUGUCCGGGUAGUAACAAGAUGUGCACUAACACACCCGGCUCGUACCUGUGUAGCUGCAAGAUCGGGUUUAAAGAAGUGAAUGCAACCUGCGUUGAUAUUAACGAAUGUGUGGAGUCCAAUGAUUGUAGGCAGAUUUGCACGAACACACAGGGCAGCUACGUGUGCAGUUGUAAUCCAGGUUACGUGCAAAAUGGCAAAGAGUGCACAGACAUAAAUGAGUGCACAAACGGACAGGCUAAAUGUGCUCAGGUGUGCACAAACACUGAUGGCGGCUUUCGUUGCUCGUGCAACGAAUAUUACAUGCUAGGCGAUGACAAAAAGACAUGCUUACCGCAGCAAAAUUGUCCUACAUCAAACUAUUGUACGAAUGGAGUUUGCGCCUUGCAAAAUAAUCAAGAAACAUGUACAUGCAAUGCAGGCUUUAAGUUCAAGACAGGAAACGCAACAGUGUGCGAAGACAUUAAAGAAUGUUUAACAAAUCCCUGCUCGCAAUCGUGCUUGGACACAGAGGGCAGCUAUGAAUGCGCUUGUAACCAGACGGGUUACACGUUGGACAAAGACCAGAAGACUUGUAUAAAAUGUCCCGCUCGAAACUACGGUGCAAACUGCAGUUCAGUAUGUUUAUGCAAUGAAACAAACACUGAGUCAUGUGCAUUUGACACUGGCGGCUGUUCGUGUAAGGCAGGCUGGAAUGGCACCACCUGCGAUCAAGACAAUAACGAGUGUGGCUCAAACUCAAACCCAUGUCCUGCAAAUGCAGAAUGCACAAACACACCCGGGUCGUACGUUUGUAACUGCAAUGAUGGCUAUAUCAAAUCUGGAGAUGGGACAUGUCAAAUUUGUCCAUCCUGGAAAUAUGGCGUCGGUUGCGUGAGUGUCUGUUUAUGUAACACAACAAAUUCUCUGAGUUGCUCAAACACCAAUGGGACUUGUGCUUGUAAAAAUGGAUGGAAAGGAAAAAACUGCACCACCGACGUGGAUGAAUGCUCAGAUAACGCAACCAUUUGCGGCGACUCUUUGACUUUUAAGACUUGCACGAACGAGCUUGGGUCCCAUACAUGCGGAUGUCGCACUGGUUAUACAUUGCUAGCCAAUUCAUGCAUAGAUAAAGACGAGUGUUUGGAUGGUACUCACAAUUGCACUCAUAAGUGUACAAACAAUCCUGGAGGUUUUGAUUGUGGAUGCAACCCUGGCUACAGUGGUACCGGCAAUAAUUGCGUUGCUUGCGCGGAUGGCAAAUGGGGUGAACAGUGUAAUAAGAGUUGUGAAUGCGUAGCGACCAACACACAAACCCCCUGUGACAAAGUCACCGGCGGUUGCACCUGCAAGACUGGAUGGAAUGGAACCACGUGUGGCGACGAUCUAAAUGAAAUAAUACAAAAUUCCCCAUGUGUAAACAAUAACGGAUCAUUCGCCUGUCCAUGCAACAUCGGAUAUACUGAUGUUUCCGGUGUAUGCACUGCAUGUAGCAAUAAUACAUAUGGGGAUGACUGUAACACGCCGUGUAACUGCAACACCACCAAUGCGAAUGUUUCAACGCAGACUUGCAAUCACGUGAAUGGCACGUGUUUGUGCAAAGCCCAAUGGGAAGGUGCGACGUGUGACACCGAUGUAGACGAAUGCAAGAUUGGUACUCACAACUGUCAACAAAAUUCCACGUGUGCAAAUAAUAACGGAUCAUUCACCUGCCCAUGCAAUGUCGGAUAUACUAAUGUUUCCAGUGUAUGCACAGCUUGCGCGGAUGGAAAAUGGGGUGAACAGUGUAAUAAGAGUUGUGAAUGCGUAGCGACCAACACACGAACCCCCUGUGACAAAGUCACCGGUGGUUGCACCUGCAAGACUGGAUGGAAUGGAACCACGUGUGGCGAGGAUCUAAAUGAAUGCACAGAAGGGACACAUAACUGUCUACAAUAUUCCACAUGUGUAAACAAUAACGGAUCAUUCACCUGUCCAUGCAACAUCGGAUAUACUGAUGUUUCCGGUGUAUGCACUGCAUGUAGCAAUAAUACAUAUGGGGAUGACUGUAACACGCCGUGUAACUGCAACACCACCAAUGCGAAUGUUUCAACGCAGACUUGCAAUCACGUGAAUGGCACGUGUUUGUGCAAAGCCCAAUGGGAAGGUGCUACGUGUGAAGCUGAUGCAGACGAAUGCAAGCUUGGUACUCACAACUGUGCUAACCUCAACAAGUUCUGUCAUAACACCAACGGAGGCUUUGAAUGCUCGUGUCUGAUAGGAUUCAAUGAAAUAAACGGAUCAUGCGUUCAGGACGCCCUUACGACAACUACAUUAGCCCCGCAACAGGAUGGCGUUGAUAUUUCCAUCACGAUUAAUAUUCCUACAGAGAAGGUCCUCCAUUUGAAUUUUACUGUGAAGGCGACGUUCGAUGAAUGGGAAAAAAUAUUCCUUGAUUGGAUUAAUGACCGAUAUAAGAAGAUGGAUAGAAAACUAAAGAAGGUUAUGGUUCGUAGUAUCUCAAUUGGAAGUUUGAAUGUGAAUGCCACCAUAAUCAAGGAAGAUGGCCAAGAAGCCUCACAGAUCUUCACACAAGCCACACUGGACUUGAACAAUGCAACAUUUGUCAUUUAUAAUGUGCCAUAUGCCGCGAAACUCGUAGCAGUCGGCGACGCUACCAUUGAUCCCACGAAACCAUUGAAUGAUCAAAAGUGUGCAAUCUACUUGAGUGAUAACGGACAAUGUCCUAACAACUACGCAUGCGUGGUGAUGGAUGAAAAGCCUUCCUGCGAGCCUGUCAAGACGGAGGACGAUUUAGGGCUUGUCCUAGGGCUUGGUAUUGGUAUUCCGCUAUUUUCGAUCGCGGUUCUGGUUGUGGCCAUAAUCAUCAUUUAUGCUGUGAAAAAACGCAAAAGGAAGUUCUCAACUGAAUAUGACAGGGACUCGUUCAACAAUGGUUUCUUCACACAUGGAAUGCCUGUGAAAAUCGAUACAUGGGGCCGAAACGACCCAAUGUAUAAGCAGCACAGCCGACAAUGGGACGCCUCAUCCUCGUCUACGUUUUCAGAUGACGACCGGAAGAAACGCCGACAUAGAGGCAUUGAUCAUGCGCACCAGGAACGCUAUGUUUACGAUAACCAACAACCUUCAAAUUUCUCAUGGGACUUCUUCUAAAAUAAGAUAUCUCCGAACGAACCAAGACCACUUACCGAUAGGAGACCACACCCUAUAUAUGAGGGCACGAAGAUGUGAUAAAGAAUAUAUAUUGUGACAAUCAACACAUAUGCUGCCAUGCACACCGUCUUCCAAAGAAAUGGAUCGUCAUUGCAUGGUUCCAAUCGAAAAAAGGAUAUUUCAUUGGGACAAAAAUUUGUGUUCAAAACAUUGAUGGCCCAUGUUGAAAUAUUUGAAGUUGAUAAUAAUUGACGAAUAAACACGAUUUCGAACAACGUUUUGAUGAAAAUGUACAACUAACACAUAUAUGUUUGUUUAACAUUUGUUCUGUUACCCCAUCUAAAAAUCACAAUAAUUUAUGUAUUUCCCUUCGUAUGUGAUAUCUGAGAUAUCACUUCGCUUUUGCACUUAUCAAAUAUACGGUGCUCAGCAUUUUUAUUUAUUGUAUAUUAUUGUCUAUAUCAACGACAUUUAAAGUUUGGAAUCGAUAGUUUCUGGUUAUGAACGGUUGCGUUUGCUACGUGGAACACACUAUCCAUUGAAAGUGGAUGCACGGCGGGUUCAAUUUUUUGUUUUACAAAUGUGAUAGUUGACUUGAUUUUACCUCAUAAAAUAGUGCAUGUUUGCGAAUUCUUUCGAAAUCGGAAACAAUGACGCUUGUUGCAUAAUUAAAGCUUUCCGAAUAUAUAUAUAUAUAUACUAGGAAAUUAGCCAUUUACGGGGUAUUUUUCAAUAUGAGACCCUUGUUGCGGGUUGUAUAAAAAUUCCGGGGUGCAUUUUUUACCCCACAAUUUAGGACACGUAUUUUUUCAUUCCAAACCAUACACACGUCAUUUUGGUGACAUAUGGCAACAAGUCGGUUUCAUAUCGAAACCAUAUAUAUCAUAAAACACAGUUAUUUCCCUUUUGUUAAAGCUCUACAAUCCAAUUAAGCGCGCAUGUUGAGAUAACACUAUCAGAUAUCAUAAUGAGCCAGAAAUACAGCUGGAAACUUCGCUCUGCUGAUCUGUAAAAUAAAUUUUCGUGUUACUGAUGAACAUGAUUUGAAAUCUUAGUUUGUUGAAUUUUAAACUGAAAAAAAGAAAGCUAUUUUUAUUAAGAAAUGAACUUUUGAAGUGGUUUCAUAUUGAUGCAUUAAAUAUUGAGAACUAUAGGUAAUUUGUAGCAAUUAAAUUAAUACAGUUAGUAAUGCGCGCAUACAGUUUUGUUUAUCCAAUCGGAGAUUGAGGCUAAUGUGUCUUUUACAUAUAAUUAAAAAUAUAUACUCAUUCUUUUUUAACAAGUCUUACAAUUUUCAUUGAUAAAACUGUUGCUGUCAAGUAGCAUUUGGAGAAAUAUAGUAAAGUUUCAUGCCUGUGUGGUACUAACAAUUCCUACAUUAAUGUCGUGUUUUGUAUCGAUAUAGUGGAUAUGCAUUAACUGUCAAAUUUAAUGCUGGUCAAAUACAUUCUUGGGUAUACAAUAAGAGAAAAAAAAACAUGUACUACUUUUAUUUUAUUUUUUAUGGUUAUUUUAAUUGGGAAAAAUAUUGUGUGUGCGUUUGUAACAUACAUUUUAUUCAAACGAAAACGUAACACACCGAUAUUUGUCAUAUGAAUCAAGAUAUAACAGAUGAUACGGUAAUGCACAAAACAGUUGGUAUUUGCGAAUGGAUAUGUUUACGCAAAAAUAUCCGUUAUAUAUUCAUGGAGCAAUUUAAUAACUAAAUACAUUUCUGAAAGCGGGUUAAAAGACGAACAAUAAUAAGUUCAACCAAUUAGAUGUCAUAAAUUGAUUCAUGUUAUUAGAAGGCAUCACAAUUAAUCGCUGAACACAAUUGCUUGUUCCGAUUUACCGCCAAUACAGUGCCAACAUGCCAGUGCUUGAUAUAUGGCCAUUAGAAUCGCACGGGGGCUAAUAAAAUUCGACUGAAGUUACAGCGCUAAUGAAUUCUAGCGCCAUGUAAAGGCAAUACACAUCAAAUAGCAUUCUUUCCUUCUUUUCAUAAUAAUGCCUGGUUGUACACUGCUUAUUCAAACGAUGAAACUAAAUCAUCAAGAACAGAAUUGUUAUUGUUUUGCUUCUACUUCUAGAAAAAAAAUACAUAAAAAUACAUAUUUAAAAUGCUUCUUUAUAAUGAUGUUGAAAAAUGUAUGUUUAAACUCCCUCUUAAAUUGAGAAAAAGUUUGGUUAAAUAUGUAAAUGGAAUUUAAUGUUAUAUAGUAUGUUGAAAUGUUUAUUAUUUUUCUUGAUGGGAAUCAAUGUUUUGAACAUGUUUGUUAAACUCGUAUCACUUUAAUUGUGAUUAUGAUGGUAAAUAUUAUUGUUACGAUUAUGUUCUUUUUGUUAUUGCGUUCAAUAUAAUUAUUAUAGUUGAUGUUGCUAUUUGUACUAUUAUUAUUCUUCAACUUCAUAUGAUUUUUAUUUACAUGGUAUGUAAAAUGUGAAUA